CCUGUGCAGUGCUAUUUGUCAACCCUCGAGAGAAGCUAGUGCUUUCAGUGCAGGUGCUGUGGGCAUCAGCUGCUCAGGGGUGAUGAGGGGUCCCUCUUUCCUGCCCCUCCCUUCUGUGGACUGCAGACCUUGCCUUCUUUUGGGCCACAUGCUAAUAUGGACAGCUCUGCUAUUCCUGGCACCUGCAGUGGGAACCCCUGCAGAUCUCCCGAAGGCCGUGGUAAGCCUUGAGCCCCCUUGGGUUAACGUGUUUCGGGAGGACGCCGUGACCCUCAAGUGCCAGGGGAGCGGCACCCCGGAGGACCACUCCACCCAGUGGUUCCACAAUGGGAGCUCCCUGCCCACCCAGGAGCAGUCCCACUACAGCUUCCACGCCAGCAGCAAUGACAGCGGAGACUACAGGUGUCAGACGGGCCAGACCAGACUCAGCGACCCUGUGCAUCUGGGAGUGUUUUCCGACUGGCUGCUGCUCCAGACCCCCAGCCUGGUAUUCCAGGAGGGGAGCCCCAUCCUGCUGAGAUGCCACAGCUGGAAAAACAAGCUUCUGCACAAGAUCACAUUCUUCCAUAACAAAAAAUCUAUGAAGUAUUACCACCAGAACUUGAACUUCUCCAUCCCACAAGCAAACCUGAGUCACAGUGGCGAAUAUCACUGCACAGGAUAUAUAGGGAAGAACUUUCACUCAUCAAAGUCUGUGGUCAUCACUGUCCAAAAGCCCAAGUCCAGCAAUAUAGUGAUGCUGAUCGUCGUGGCCGUGCUCAUUACGGUUGCUUUGGUGGCCAUUGUUGCUGCUGGCAUCGCCUGGUUCCACCUCAGGCGAAGGGGGAUUUCAGCUAAUAUCACUGAUACUGAAGAGGCUGCCAAAGCCGAGGCUGAGAAAACUGUGACCUACUCACUUCUCUCACAUAAUGAAGCCGCAGAGGAAGAAGCAGAGUGCCCUGAUUACCAGAACCAUAUUUAGUCUGUUGUCUUGCCUGGGACGUGGGAAAGAGAAACGAAAGGCUGGGAUUCGGUGUCUUCAAGCCUCAACUCCUGUAGGGGUGGACCAGAGGGUGCUACAGUUCCAAAGAAGAAUCUUCCAGUGUCAUCCUCAGGAGUCCUAAAGCUCCCCAUCCCAAUGCUACAGAAAAUUUGGCCCCAGAUGAUGAAUGUACUGAUUCCUCCUGUGCCUCUAUUCUUCUCGCCAGCAAGAAUCUUUUACCUUCCAUCCACCCAGUAACAAAGAUUUAAGAGAUUAUAGAAACACGAGAAAUGCUUAUGUUACAAUUAUCUGAGAGAAAUUAUACAAGUAGAUAUGAUUUCAGAAAUGGUGAUCUAGAUUAACAUAUGCCAGUACAUUAAAAGUGGUGUUUCAGGGGGAUGGAAUUACUAGUGAUUUUUAUUUUCUUUCUCUAUUUUUCUAUACAGAUCAUGUAUUACUUUUAUAAUAAAAUACUGUAAAGCCAGCAUUUUGUUUACCUUUUAAAAGGCUGUUAUGGUUGGAAUGCAGGCUGAUCCAAAGUCUAUUUCUUUCAAUAAUAAGAAUCUUGGGAAGAUAGUAAGGGGUGCUAAGUACAUGGGGGAGAGGGAUAGUUUCUAGUGUAGGGUGAGAGUCCCUCUUCUUCCAGUGAAUUUGUGUUCUUCUUUCCAUGUCUUCUUCCUGUGGCAAGUGGUUGAGCUCUUCUGGAACACUAGCUCUCAGGAGGCCAAGUUUAACGUGAGUCCUCAGUGGGGGUUACUGGGCUCUCCUGCCUUGCUGUUCUCCGGUUAUAGUAACCAGAAGAAUGUGACCUCAGAGAAGUCAUUGGCAGGUUAGAAAUAUGACUGAUAGUUUCCUUGGGGGGUGAGGGAGGUUGGUGGGUACCCUUGGAGAGGCUCUGUUUUCCUGGGAUGCUGACAAACAGGGCUUCACGUGUCAUUCUCCUUGCAGUCAGGAUUACAGGCUUCCUCUGUUGGGUAGGGUAGUUUCUAUAAUUCCUGCUUUUUAUAGUCCCACAGUCAGACUUCACACUCAUAUAUGGUCAUAGGAAGGAACUGCAGUGACCAUGACUGGGUUUGCCAAACUAUGUCCUUCAGGAUUAGAGAGUUCAAGAGUGUUAACCAUUCGUAUUUCUUCUUUUGUGAUUUUCCUGUUCACAUAUUCUUGCCAUUUCCAUAGUAAUAUGUGCCUUUAUUUAUAAAUUAUAUAAUAGUGACUAACUUCCUUUUGUUUAUAUGGAAAUUGCUUUGCUAUACUCAUUUUUUAAAUAAAAUUACAGAUAGCAAAAAUGUUAACCCACAAAUCAGAAAUAAUCAAUGCUAACAUUUAAAGACUAUCAAUCCUCAGGGCUGUUUCUAGCAACAUGGAUGUGUGGUCUAAAGAUCAGGUCACAUAAUAUUUAUACAUGCUUGUAAACACACAUAGGCAAAAAUUCAUGCUCAUUGUAAGCACAAGGCUCAAAUAAUAAAUAUAAAGAGUAAAAGUGAAAGUUCCUUAUUGUCCUUACUUUCCUCAAUUCUGCCCCUCCCCCCCAAUUCUAGAAGUAAACCACUAUUGAACAUUUAGUAUAUAUUUCUGGAUUUUUUGGUAUGCAUCUAAUACAC
Talpa occidentalis (Iberian mole) is the source of this 2562-nucleotide messenger RNA. RefSeq names its product Fc gamma receptor IIb (gene FCGR2B). The record is from RefSeq and is a predicted model, not a curated record. Gene Ontology annotation, biological process: cell surface receptor signaling pathway. The transcript is spliced from 7 exons. NCBI's taxonomy places the organism in Eukaryota, Metazoa, Chordata, Mammalia, Eulipotyphla, Talpidae. Gene Ontology annotation, molecular function: transmembrane signaling receptor activity. Bases 83 to 961 code for a protein of 292 amino acids.